Messenger RNA from Uloborus diversus, 1101 nucleotides. RefSeq lists its product as uncharacterized. The record is from RefSeq and is a predicted model, not a curated record. The coding region runs from base 1 to 1101 and encodes 366 amino acids. The transcript is spliced from 3 exons. Lineage: Eukaryota; Metazoa; Arthropoda; Arachnida; Araneae; Uloboridae.
AUGGAUGAUGAAGAAAAUGCUAAAUUAUCGUUCGACUUUUCUCAACCUGUGAAAACUUUGGGAAUGUUAUGGAGACGUGAUACCGAUAAUUUUACUUUUGACAUCACGUAUGAAAUUAAGGACAUGUUCACCAAACGAGAAGUCUUAUCUACUAUCUCUAAACUCUUUGAUCCCCUUGGACUAGUAGGUCCAGUUCUCACCAAGGCGAAGCUUAUAAUGCAAAGUCUAUGGACACUGAAGUUGAACUGGGAUGAGUCGUUGCCGAAGGAUGUGAUGCAAGAAUGGACUUCGUUUCUCGCUCAGCUCCGGCAAGUUGAUCAAAUUAGUGUAAAAAGACCAGUGAUUGCCGAUAACACCGAUGCGUUUGAAAUUCAUGCAUUUUCGGAUGCAUCUCAACGUGCAUAUGGAGCAGUAAUUUAUUUGCGUUGUGCUGAUACGUCUGGAAAUUUCACAACCAGACUUUUGUGCAGCAAAUCUAGAAUAUGCCCUUUAAAGAUGUUAACCAUUCCCAGACUUGAACUUUGUGGAGCUCUGCUGCUGGCGCGAUUGGUGAAUAAGAUUUCUCUUAUUCUGGAGUUGCCAAUAUCAAAAACUUUUUGCUGGACGGAUUCUAGUAUUGUCUUAUGGUGGAUCAACACUCCCGUGACAAAUCUCAAGACUUACGUCGCCAAUCGGGUGGCGGAGAUUGUGACCUUAACCGGUAAUUGCAGUUGGCGAAAGGAAGAAAGAAGUCAAUCUUUGGAUGACUUGCAAAGAGCUAGAGCCAUUCUUGUUAAUAAGGUGCAAGUAAGGCAUUUUGGGUCUGAACUUGCGGCCUUAAAGAAUGGAAAAGGUAUUUCAGGCUCAAGUAAAAUUUCGUCUCUAAAUCCCUUUGUGGAUUCAAAUGAUAAUUUACGAGUAGGAGGACGCCUUACUAAAGCUCAAAUAGAGUUUGAUGCCAAGCAUCAUGUCCACGGCCCAGUAACAUAUUGUUCGCAGCCCACUUGUGGGCCGCGGCCCAUGGGUUGGGAACCGCUGGUCAAGAGGUUCAGAUAUAAAGUCGGUGCCGCAGAACGAGUUGCCGCCGCCGCUCAGGAGGAGCACCUGCACGGAGACAAGUAG